Molecule: messenger RNA, 2244 nt
Organism: Frankliniella occidentalis (western flower thrips)
Lineage: Eukaryota; Metazoa; Arthropoda; Insecta; Thysanoptera; Thripidae
Exons: 5
Coding region: 63-1580 (505 amino acids)
Biological process (GO): proteolysis
Molecular function (GO): cysteine-type peptidase activity
Source: RefSeq, a predicted model, not a curated record
UUUUGUUGUAAUCUUAGAGGAUGUCAAUCUCAUUAUUAUGACCUUUCUCUCAGCUGACUCAGAUGCUUUCAGAAGCAUUGUUUAUUAUUCACUAUUCAUUCAGAUUUCCUAGUUUUACAUUCUCAAUUUUAUUAUUUUUAUUUAUUCUAACACCCUGCCUUUCAGAUAAUGAUCGUGGUGUUGCUUUGAAACGCCCAAGUCAGCGUGCCCUAGAUGUAGUUCCCUCAAAACAACAACGAAUGCAUGUCACCGUUCGACAAAAUAGAGGUUAUGGUUUUGCCACUGGAAGCCCUAUUGAUGUGAAACCUACAUUGAAAAGAACAACAGAUGUGGUUGAUAUUGUGACUCUAUCGUCCGAUAGUGAGUCAGAGCAAGAGCAGUUUGCUUCCCUAAACAAAUCACAGGGUAAGGAUGCAGAGUGUCCAGUGUGCAUCAAGUUUGGCAAGCCUAAGGCUGGAGACGGUAAUGCACACACAUGCACCCUGUGCCAAGUACCAAUUCAUGCUUUUGGUUGCUCUGUUUCCCGUGGAAGUGGUGAAGAGGGAUAUGGGGGGAAUGAUCUACUGUGCAUUGCUUGCUCAAAGAAGCAAACCAAAACCAUAACAGCACCUUCCAUUUGCCAGCUUUGUCGAACAGAUGCUGGUGAGGGCCACGUAUGUUCUUGUCAUAUCUGCAAUAUGCCAAUUGAUCCUGCCCUCGAUAUUGCUGAUACGGUAACAUGCUACCGUUGUCAAAGAACUUGCCACGACUUUCUAUGCAGCUCACUAAUUAAUGCUGUAGAAUUGAAUGUAGCAAAUAAUAAGAGAUCCAUUUGCACAGCUUGUGAGCAUUCUUUAAAAACUGGAAUGAGUCUUGCUGCUUUUCAAGACAUCGAUUUACAAAACAUGCUUACGGAUGAGCACAUGCAGCGUGCAAGUUCCAUGCUGAAAGAAGAAUUUGGCGGAAAAAUUGAUGGUCUGUCCUGUCCUCUUAGUGUGACCUAUGGAGAGAAGGUUGAGGAAAUUAAUUACUAUCCACCACGAAAGAGGGCGAGAGAUUACUUGCAGAUUAUGCACACAGGACGUAGUAACCACUGGGUUACGGCUGUUUUCAUGAAAGGAUCCUCAACUGUUACCAUUUUAGACAGUCUGCGUACCACAGGUCUGUCGGGACACACCAAAAUGCAAUGUGCUAUGAUUGCUCAGUCGGAUGAGUCUAACGUGAUCAUUGUGCGACCACCAUGUGCUCAGCAAAAAAAUUCUGUUGACUGUGCUCUUUACUCAAUAGCACAUGCUGUAGAGUUCUGCCAUGUAGGAAAGGUUCAAUUUAUUGACUUUGAUCCCUCUCAGUUGAGAAGUCAUUGGAAGCAGUGUGUGGAGACUGGAAAACUGUCCGUCUUUCCAAGAAGAUCAGCCAGACCCAAAAGAACCCUUGAGGAAGAUGAUGUGUGUGUCUUAAAAAUCUACUGCACUUGCAGAUUACCUGAUACUGUUGACAAUAUGAUUCUUUGUGAAUUGUGCGGCUCCUGGUACCACAAGGCCUGUGAGGGCGUGAAAGAAGACCCUGGCACCUCUUGGAUGUGCAAAAAAUGCAAGGCGUAGGUGAUUCGUAAAUGGGUUCUGAAAAGGCAGAAGUUAUAGGCGGUGUUUCAGGAAAUAUCUCAGUUUGUUUGUAACAAUAUGCUUUGAGGCCUUUUUUCAUAUCAUUCUAGUCAACUAUUGUCUUGAUUUUAAUGAUGUAAAUAUGCUUUGAGGCCUUUUUUCAUAUCAUCCUAGUCAACUAUGGUCUUGAUUUUAAUGAUGUAACAAGUUCAACACUGUUGUAUUAUUGAUGUGAGCUUUGUCAACUGAACUCAUUAUAGAGGUAAUUAUUAGGUUUUAAAUCAUGAAGCUUGUGAAAAGUAGAUAUGAUUUAAGAAGUAUUUUAGGUAUUUGUUGUUGGUAUUCUAUAUGGAUAAUGUUUUGUAUUGUUAUACUUGACUGCCUGUCGCUAUGGUCCUCCUUUUGGUGCUGCAAACACAAACGUUGCACAUAUUUAUUUUAGGAGUCUAAUUCUGGAUUUUAACUUGACUGUAAACUGCUUGUAAUUACCAAAUACACCUACUUUCAAUGUCUAACAAUGCCAAUGCAGCUGAUAAGUGUAUGUUCUUUGUUUUUACAAUCACUUUAAAUAAUUGUGCUCAGGAGAUCUAUCUUGAGUAUAUUGGCAUCUGACUUUUGUGAUUUGUCAUACCUUUUUCUGGAAGAUUAUAAAAUUCUAAAUACG